CCUUUUCCUUGCUCUAUUAAUCUCUUGCUUUAGCAGGUUUUAGUUGAGAAAAUGCAUUUCCAGAUAGGUUCACGGGGGAGUUACGUGGCGACCACGAGGACAAGUGCGGGGGAGCCGCUGGAGAGGAUAGAGAGGUUGGCGUCGGAGAAUGCGGUGGUUAUCUUUAGCGUUAGCAGUUGCUGCAUGUGCCAUGCGAUUAAGAGGCUGCUUUGUGGUAUGGGAGUUAACCCCACGGUGUAUGAGCUGGACGAAGAUCCUCGUGGGAAAGAUAUGGAGAAGGCAUUGAUGAGGCUGCUCGGAACCUCUCCUGCUGUUCCUGUUGUGUUCAUUGGUGGGAAACUGGUGGGUGCGAUGGAUAGAGUCAUGGCCUCUCAUAUCAAUGGUACUCUUGUUCCUCUUCUCAAACAAGCUGGUGCCCUCUGGCUUUGACUAUCUAUUGGAUCCUUCCCAAAAAAAAAAAAAAGAGAGAGUGAUAAUAAUAUAGGAAAGUAUGGCAGAGGAAGAGGAGUAUUAGUUUUGGAGUCUACUCCAUUUUGGAUACUGCAAUGGUUGUCAUGUCUUAAUCUCAACCUUUUUUCUUUUACUUCUUAUUCAUGUUUUUAGUUAC
Hibiscus syriacus is the source of this 607-nucleotide messenger RNA. Its product is annotated as glutaredoxin-C1-like. Bases 52 to 429 code for a protein of 125 amino acids. NCBI's taxonomy places the organism in Eukaryota, Viridiplantae, Streptophyta, Magnoliopsida, Malvales, Malvaceae. Gene Ontology annotation, cellular component: cytoplasm; nucleus. The transcript has a single exon. The record is from RefSeq and is a predicted model, not a curated record. Gene Ontology annotation, biological process: negative regulation of DNA-templated transcription; anther development.